UAUAAAAGGGGAGGCGAGGGGCCGGGGUCAUUUGGCUAGCGGUGUGCGGCGGUGGCUGCGGCGGGGGGGUGGCGGUCGGGGAGGCGCGCGGCUCGUUGGCUCUCUCCGGGUAGGGGCUGUGGGACCGGCUGCCAGCAUGGGUGACCAAGCGCUCAGCUUCCUCAAGGACUUUCUGGCCGGCGGGGUCGCUGCGGCCAUCUCCAAGACGGCUGUCGCCCCCAUCGAGAGAGUCAAGUUGCUGCUGCAGGUCCAGCACGCCAGCAAGCAGAUCACCGCCGAGAAGCAGUACAAGGGCAUCAUCGACUGCAUCGUCCGCAUCCCCAAGGAGCAAGGCAUCAUCUCCUUCUGGAGGGGCAACCUGGCCAAUGUCAUCCGGUACUUCCCCACCCAGGCCCUCAACUUCGCCUUCAAGGACAAGUACAAGCAGAUCUUCCUGGGGGGAGUGGACAGGCACAAGCAGUUCUGGCGUUACUUCGCGGGGAACCUGGCGUCCGGUGGUGCCGCGGGAGCCACCUCCCUCUGCUUCGUCUACCCGCUGGAUUUCGCCAGGACCCGGCUGGCGGCUGAUGUGGGCAAAGGGGCGAGUGAGAGGGAGUUCACUGGGCUGGGCAACUGCAUUAUCAAGAUCUUCAAGUCUGACGGCUUGAAGGGCCUCUACCAAGGAUUCAAUGUGUCUGUCCAGGGCAUCAUCAUCUACAGAGCGGCUUAUUUUGGGGUUUAUGACACCGCCAAGGGUAUGUUGCCUGAUCCCAAGAAUGUGCACAUUGUAGUGAGCUGGAUGAUUGCCCAGACUGUCACCGCAGUAGCGGGGCUGGUAUCCUACCCUUUUGAUACUGUGCGGCGUAGGAUGAUGAUGCAGUCUGGCCGAAAGGGAGCUGAUAUUAUGUACAAGGGCACAAUUGAUUGCUGGAAGAAGAUAGCUAAAGAUGAAGGAUCCAAAGCGUUCUUCAAAGGUGCCUGGUCAAAUGUGUUGAGAGGCAUGGGCGGAGCUUUUGUAUUAGUACUUUAUGAUGAAAUCAAGAAAUAUGUCUAAAGCUAACAUCAUGUAGUUCAAUUGUUCUCAAUCAACUUUUUUAAAAAUACACUAUUGUGAUUUAAUGGACAACAAAAUAUUUCCUAGGGAAACUGAGAAUGGAAUUUGAGGAACAUAUCUGGUUGUGAUAAGGAUGCAUUAAUUAAAGUUGUCCAUUAUGUCAGUGGCAUUUUGUAUGAAAAUUCUUCCAACAUUUGUAUUGGAACCUGUGUAUAUAUUAUGUGCCUUCAAAUAUCAGGUAAUGCAUCUUGUCUAGAGACAAGACUGAAAUGUUCUACACCUAAUUUAAUAUCAAAUAAUGUAAACUCUGAAUAAAUUUGACAUUCAAAUACCUAUUGUACUAAGUGAUGUCUCUAGCUCCCCAACAGCAUGAUGGCAUUCAAAACAUGGUUUAAAAACAUGUUUUCUUAAGCUGAAUUUAAAUGUUGUGAAAAGGGAUGUUUGAAAAUACAAACUAUACUAAAGCCCCUAGGCUGCAAGUUCCUAACUGUAUCCCUUUCACUGAUAAGUUAUGCAAUCAUGUGGUUGAGGUCCUAAUUUUUUUGUCAAACAUACUUUGUGGAAGAUAGAAAUGCUGUGUUUCAGAAAUGCCCUAUAUCUUCACAAAGCAAAAAGUUGUCUGAAUGAUGUUCAAUUGAACUUCAACUGAAAUAAAUAUAUUAAUAAGCUUU
Molecule: messenger RNA, 1704 nt
Organism: Dromaius novaehollandiae (emu)
Lineage: Eukaryota; Metazoa; Chordata; Aves; Casuariiformes; Dromaiidae
Gene: SLC25A4
Product: solute carrier family 25 member 4
Exons: 4
Coding region: 137-1033 (298 amino acids)
Biological process (GO): negative regulation of mitochondrial outer membrane permeabilization involved in apoptotic signaling pathway; mitochondrial ATP transmembrane transport; mitochondrial ADP transmembrane transport
Cellular component (GO): mitochondrial inner membrane
Molecular function (GO): ATP:ADP antiporter activity
Source: RefSeq, a predicted model, not a curated record